AUGUUGAAGGUCAACCGGGAUCUCUUCAAGCUAGCCUUUACUUACCCUUGUUUGAUGCAUGCCUCUCUGGCUGUAGCUCUCACCUACGAUCGCUUCCUAAACACAGACUCAUACUCCCGGCGCAGUCUGGAAGAGUGCUACCACUGGUCUCAAAGCACAGCUUUGUUCAAUGAGAAAUUAAGACAACCACUUAAGAAAAGAGACAACGACCCUAUCUGGGGCACCGCGGGCGCGUUGGCUGUCCUCACAUUCUCAUCACCCGAUGCAUACAGACCCGAAUAUUCAUGGCCGUUGAAGCAAUCUACCAAAAAUGACUUGGAAUGGGUGCAGAUGAUCAAUGGAAAGAUGUCGCUGUGGGAGAUGGUCGAGCCACACCGAAAGGAUAGUGUCUUCCAUGUCAUGGCAGCAACCUUUGAUCAGAUGCAAUCGCCCUUGCCAGAAGUCGGAGUACAUGGCAUACCAGAGCCUUUGGCCGAUAUUUGUCUUUUGCACGAUUUGUCGACGGCGGAUAAUAACCCUUACUUCAUCGCCGCGCAUGCUGUGUCUCGUGUGCUCAAUCUACCGGACAGCGAGGUAACGACAGGUCAUACGCAGAUUUUCACGCAUAGUCUGGAUGGGGUGUUUAAAGCAUUGCUUCUCGAGAAGGACUCUGUCGCUCUGCUGUUGUUGUAUCUGUGGUACCGCAAGGCAGGACGGAGUAUUUGGUGGAUUGAGUUGAGGGCGAGGGUGGAAUGUCCCGCCAUUCGGAUGUAUGUGGAGACGUAUCACGGAGACGACGUGGUGGUGAAUGCGCUACUUCAGAAUGAGAAGUUGGUUAUGUUGGACGUGGAGGACAACACUCCUGAUGGACAGUAUGGCGACAUAUCCGUCGUGACAGCAAGUAGUGUACUCUCUUCGGGGGCAAGAUGUGCAGUUCAAUUGCACGAUCGCAAGGAACACAAGGCAUUGGUCAUCGGGGAUGGAUCGAUACGAGAACGGUUGAGAGAGCUGAUGCCGGCGCAAGAGGAUAGCGACACAAAAGGCGAUUGUCCUAUGUUGGCGCAGGAUAGGAUGUGUUCAGCAGUGGACGCGUGA
This is a messenger RNA of Fusarium pseudograminearum CS3096, 1074 nucleotides long. RefSeq lists its product as uncharacterized. The record is from RefSeq and is a predicted model, not a curated record. The transcript is spliced from 4 exons. Gene Ontology annotation, biological process: regulation of transcription by RNA polymerase II. NCBI's taxonomy places the organism in Eukaryota, Fungi, Ascomycota, Sordariomycetes, Hypocreales, Nectriaceae. The coding region runs from base 1 to 1074 and encodes 357 amino acids. Gene Ontology annotation, molecular function: DNA-binding transcription factor activity, RNA polymerase II-specific.